GAGUCAGAGUCCGACAAUUCUGACAGUUCUACUACAAUGCCCUCAGGAUACUCACCCUCACGCAAAGACAAAACCAAACGGCGGAGCCGCAAACGGCGCCCUGCUCAUGGCUUCAAACAACAGACACGCACGUACCUGAAGUGGCUAGCUGAUAUGAAUAUGUCCUUGAUAAGAUAUCUCAGACAAUCAGAAGAGGACAGAAAGCGUGGAGAAGAAAAAUUAGACCGCGUUCUUGCGGCUCUUUAUGAUAAGACUGCCUCCGCAUCGGCACCUGUCGACGUGCCUUUUCUUACCCUUCUGUCAACAAUUAGCAAACUGGACGCCUUUAACAAGGCAUUAUCAAGGAAACAGUAUCGCCAACGAAUCGUAAGUUACCCAACAAUCUAA
Molecule: messenger RNA, 387 nt
Organism: Dibothriocephalus latus
Lineage: Eukaryota; Metazoa; Platyhelminthes; Cestoda; Diphyllobothriidea; Diphyllobothriidae
Source: the annotation of a GenBank genome assembly